AAAGCUUCGAAACCGAAACCUCCUGGAACAGCCCAGAACACUACUCCAUGGUCGUGUUGGAUGGUAGUUGAGUUUCUCACCCUUAUUAAGUCUUCUCUCCCUCAUUUCUCCACACCCCUACUCCUUUCUUCUUCAAAGCUCUGCUCUCCCGGGUGUUCUGAUCUUCAUCUCCGCUCUGGUGUCGUCGGCCGACGAUGGCCUGUCAAGGGUGUUUGGCUUUGCAUUAUUCUUAGUUGUUCAAGGCCCUCUCUGAUUAUGGUGGGAAUUUAAUAGUAAUAAAUUGUGGAUUAUGUGAAGAAGAGGGGUCGCUUUCUUUUGAUAUAUUUGUUUAUGUUUUUUGUAGACCAGAUGGUUUAUGUUGCUUCCUUAAAGGAGAUAGGACCUUGAACACUCUCCAUACCCCGUCCGUACACACAAAUCUUCUUGGGUUUGUUUUGCUUCUGCUCUUGCUUUUUCUUUCUCUUCUCUCCGCUUUGCUUUGUUUGUUUCUUUUUCUUUUUCGUUCUACUCUUCUCUUUCUCCCUCUCUCCUGUGUGAGGGUUUUGGGAGAGAGGAGAUGAAGGGAAUUGAAGUGGACGACGGAGGAGAUCUGCAUGCAAAUGAUGGAGUUGGGUUGGGAGAUACGGGGGGUUGUGCUGGUGGCACAGACACAACUGGGUUCGAUGCUAUGGAGGACGAGGCAAUGGGUGUUGGUGACGGGGAGAUCUGGCUUGAUAGGGACCCUGAUGAUCUCCUCGAUGUACACGACAAUUCCAUCUUCUAUGGUGAUUUUCCUCCUCUUCCUGAUUUUCCUUGCAUGUCUUCGUCGUCGUCUUCUUCAUCUGCUCCUGCACCAGUCAAGUCCAUCGCUUGCUCUUCCUCUUCUUCAUCCGCUAGUUCUUCAUCGGCGGCUUCUUGGGCGGUUCUCAAAUCUGAUGCGGAGGUGGACGAGGACAAGAAGAACCACCGCGACCAUCACGAUCCGGUGGAAGUGCCACCUGCUGCGCUGUCAUCCACUGCCUCCAUGGAGAUCCCUCAGGAGGCGCCUGAUCAAGGUUUGGAAGAUGUUGAUUGCAUAAAUGUGAUGGAGAAUUUCGGGUACAUGGAUCUGCUGGAACCAAAUGAUAUCUGGGACCCGUCUUCUCUAUUUCAUAUGGACGAUUCGCAUGACUUUGAAGCUGAGCAGCAGCCUCAACAGGAACAGGAACAGCCAAAGCCACAGCCGGAACUUCCACCGCAGCAGCAAGAUGAAGAGUUUAUGGUGCAGAGAAAUGAUGAAGAGGGUCAGAGGCCUUCGGAGGAUCUAGCCAUGGUGUUCUUCGAGUGGCUCAAGUCCAACAAAGAGUCAAUUUCUCCCGAAGACUUGAGGAACAUCAAACUGAAGCGGGCCACCAUCGAGUGUGCCGCUAAGCGCUUGGGCGGUGGAAAAGAGGGCAUGAAGCAGCUGCUCAAACUCAUCCUUGAGUGGGUGCAAAAUCACCAACUCCAGAAGAAGCGAAUCAGCGAAACACAAAUCUCUCAUUUCCCUUACAAUUAUCAAGACCCCUACGCAACCCAAAGCCCUAACCCUAACCCUAGCCCUAUCCCCAACAUCAACUGCAAUCCUAUUCCUCCUGAUCCAAACCCUUGUUUCCCUUCCCCUCAUUGGCUUCCACAAUCACCGUACAUGACCGAUCCGUCGCCGGUGAUGGCGCCGCCACCUUUUCCUCCGAUGGUUGGGUAUAUGGGUGACCCUUUUGCUAAUGGGCCUUCGAAUAUCAAUAGCCAUCCUUAUCAGUCCACAUCGGAAUAUCACAUUCUGGACUCUACCAACACAUGGCAGCCCUCUCAAUUUUCUUUGCCUUCUCCUUACACCUCAUUUCCAGAGAGUAAUCUUCCUCUUGCUCCUGCUCCUCAGCCUCCGCAGGCUUUUGCAGGUUAUGGGAACCAAUUCACCUAUCAGUAUUUUCCGGGGAAUGGUGAGAGGUUGACGAGGCUUGGUUCUUCAGCAACUAAGGAAGCUAGGAAGAAGAGGAUGGCUAGGCAGAGGCGGGUUUUCUCGCACCAUCAUCGCCAUCAUAAUCACCAUAACCAACAGCAACAAAAUCCAAGCCCUGACCAGCAAGCAAGGCCUGCCGGCAAUGAAGGUUGCAACAGUGCAGCUCAAGCCAACCAAGCCAACUGGGUUUUCUGGCCCUCUGCUGGUGCUGCUUCAAACUCGCCGGCGGGAGCACCGGAUGCGCCACAACCACAACCACCGCCGCCACCACCACCAGCAGUGGAUCGGCAAGCUGGACAAGCCCAAAACAACCCGCGGCAGCUUGCAGCUGAGAGGCGGCAGGGAUGGAAACCUGAGAAGAACUUGAAGUUUCUUCUACAGAAAGUACUGAAGCAAAGCGAUGUGGGUAAUCUUGGAAGAAUUGUGUUGCCAAAAAAAGAGGCAGAGACGCACCUCCCAGAACUGGAAGCGAGAGAUGGGAUUACCAUCCCCAUGGAGGACAUUGGAACUUCUCGCGUCUGGAACAUGCGGUAUAGAUUCUGGCCAAAUAACAAAAGCAGGAUGUAUCUCCUCGAGAACACCGGAGAUUUUGUGAGAUCAAAUGGACUGCAGGAAGGUGAUUUCAUAGUGUUAUACUCAGACGUCAAGUGUGGAAAAUACAUGAUUCGAGGUGUGAAAGUGAGACAAUCUGGUCCGAAAUCUGAGAGCAAGAGGUCGGGAAAAUCACAGAGAAACCAACAAACAGCUUCCCCAGCUGGUAAUGGUUCCACUCCUUCACUCAGCAAACGAACAACCAAGUGAGAAAAGAAGAAACAGCAACAAACCCUUUUUUCCUCUCUGAUGAAAAAGGUGGACAAAUGGGUGGCAAGGAUCACCUGGGGUUUGCUUGCAUUUCAGUCUUUUGUCUGUCUCCUAGUCAACACCUACAUACCACAACUGUGGAGUCUUCCCGGAGUUUGGCCUUGGGACACUGCGAGUGGAACGCCUUUGCUCUAGUUGGCUCAGCCAGUAGGCAGCACAGUGUUUAAGAUGUUAGUAUAUGUGUAGAGUUUUAAAAAACUGUAUGUUGUAAGGGGUUUUGUUUAUGCUUUGAAGCUCUCCUCAUUAGAGUUCCCUAUAUCAUGUUACAUUAUAGUACAGAGUUUAUGUGGGUCGUAUUCAGACUUAGGUACUGCUAAAUAUCAAAGGUGUAAGAAUGACAAUGUAGAUGUUGUAUGUUGCUUUCCAUUUUAGGUCUUAAUUAAAGUACAGUAUUUUAUGUA
This is a messenger RNA of Vitis vinifera (wine grape), 3219 nucleotides long. RefSeq names its product B3 domain-containing transcription factor ABI3. Lineage: Eukaryota; Viridiplantae; Streptophyta; Magnoliopsida; Vitales; Vitaceae. The record is from RefSeq and is a predicted model, not a curated record. The transcript has 6 exons. Gene Ontology annotation, molecular function: DNA binding; DNA-binding transcription factor activity. The coding region runs from base 557 to 2758 and encodes 733 amino acids.